Molecule: messenger RNA, 1639 nt
Organism: Glycine soja
Lineage: Eukaryota; Viridiplantae; Streptophyta; Magnoliopsida; Fabales; Fabaceae
Product: myb-related protein 308-like
Exons: 3
Coding region: 465-1160 (231 amino acids)
Source: RefSeq, a predicted model, not a curated record
GCAUCAAUAUCUGACGGUAAGUAAGAUGCAAUAAAUCAUGCAACCCCACCGCCAAACACAUUAUUCAUUAAGACCAACCGUAUGUCAUAUCCUACAAAAUUGGCAAACAAACAAAGAAUUCACACUCCCAAUUUCCUUAGUAGUGUUUGUCGUUGCUCUCUCUCUCUCUGUCUGAAGGUGUGUUGUGAAUCACGCAGUCACGUAUGAGCAAAACCACCGGUCCAAGUCAACCCUUUACACUUCCUUAUAUCCUAAUAACUAACUCAUAGUAUAUAUUACCUCCUUUGAUCUUAUAACCCUUCCCAUUCUUCUCGUGUAUCCUCCACAUCUCUUUCUUUUUUUUCUUUCUUUCUUUCUAACACUUGCUUGUUAUAUAUAUCAUCCCCUCCUAGGUUCUUCCGUUUUUGUAGCUGGGGUUUAUACCCUUUGAGGUUUGAAAGGAAACCCAAGUGAAGGUAGAAAGAAUGAGGAAGCCUAGUUGUGAUAUCAAAGACUUGAACAAAGGAGCUUGGUCCAAACAAGAAGACCAGAAACUUAUUGAUUAUAUCAAGAAACAUGGUGAAGUUUGUUGGCGUACACUACCUCAGGCUGCAGGUUUACAUCGGUGUGGUAAGAGUUGUAGGCUGAGAUGGAUAAACUAUCUACGCCCAGACCUUAAAAGAGGCAACUUUGCUGAAGAUGAAGAAGAUCUCAUCAUCAAGCUUCAUGCGCUGCUAGGCAACCGGUGGUCACUAAUAGCUGGGAGAUUGCCUGGACGUACAGAUAAUGAAGUGAAGAACUAUUGGAAUUCUCAUAUAAGAAGAAAGCUUAUUAGCAAAGGCAUUGACCCAAAUAAUCAUAGAUUGAACCAUACAACCCCUUCUUCCCUUCAGAAUUCACUCAUGUCUGAUGAUAGUUCAAAAGCCUUUAGUAUGAAAGACACUAAUAAGAACGAGACAAGUAAAUUACCUCGUGUCUACAACCAUGUUGAAGUUUCAGAUGCUGCAAGUGGUGAGGCUGAGUCACCGUGUGCAUUGCCCGAUUUAAACCUUGAUCUCUCUAUUACCAAUCCUUCAGCUUCACAAAGUAUUUCUGGAAACAAUGUAAAACCAUUUCAUGAAUCUAACUCGUCGAGGAAAGUGCAAUUUGAUUCCCCUUCUACACUUCUUCUGUUUCAGUAAUUAAUUAAUCAACAUCGAUCUUGGCUUGAAUAUGGUGAUUCAGCAACUCGUCAUAUGUGGAGGCGCAAGUGUGUUGUGAUCAUAAUAUUUUGAGAUCUUACCGACCAAGAAAAGGACUUAGCUUGUGUUUCAUUUUGAAGAAUGAAAGCCCUCAACUAGCUAGUUGCAAUAUAUAUAUAUAUAUAUAUAUAUAUAUAGUUGGCAAACAUUAAUUGCUGCUAUCUUGCAACCGAUCAGUACUCACAAAUUCUUGAGAGUGAAAAUGAGAAGGGUAUAUAUCUCUAUGGAAAAUCCAAUUAUUAGCAAUUAGAUUGAAUGCACUGAAACGUAAUUGUAGAAAUAUAUAAUUUCCUCGUGUUGGUCCUGAACAAGUGAGGAUCAUUUUAAUGAAGAGUUCUAUGUACAAUAUGUUUGCUACAGAUUUGGCAGCUAUAUAUAUUGUGGUGUUAGAAAAAAUGGAAAUACUGAAUAUAUAUGUA